This is a messenger RNA of Owenia fusiformis, 936 nucleotides long. NCBI's taxonomy places the organism in Eukaryota, Metazoa, Annelida, Polychaeta, Sabellida, Oweniidae. The record is from the annotation of a GenBank genome assembly.
UAUAUAUGGGGAUACUGAUGAUGUUUUGAAAAUGAUGUAGACUCUAAGUAUUAUGACCCAUCUUUUCCAUGUAUUUCUGAAGCAUUUGGUCAUUUCUGCAUUUUAAAACUUCAAUAACUUCUAUAGUACUAUUUCAGAUAUCCCAUUUUCAGAAAAUGUAGGAUUGUAAGGAAAACAUAGGCAUUGUUUUUGACAAGAUUGCUUUCAACAUUUUACACUGUCUUAGUCUUUGCUACCACUUUAAGUAGAGUGUCAAUUUUAUCAAUAAUACAGUAAUAAUUUAAUUAUAAGCUACUUGAAUAUAAUAGCUUUAGAGCCUGUUCCCAUAUUAAAGACUUAAAAACUAUAUGAAAUUAAAAACGAGAUAUUAAAAACUUGUAAAAACAGAUCUCUUAAAGAGGCACAACCGUAUCCUGAUCAUUACAGCAUUCAACAUGUGCCUCUUUAAUUAAUGUUAAGAUUCUUGGGUCAAAUAAAUUUGAGAAUAUUUGGUAUUUCAGCUGUAAGAGCUUUUAUCCAAGGAAAGAAAAACAAUGGAUUCUUCAGUCAAUACAAGAUGAAGGUUCAGACUGUAUUUAAGGGUAGCCGUAACUAUAGAAGCUUGAAGAGAAUGAAGAAGAGAAUUUUCUUUACCCCCUCUAACCCACUGCAUUGUGGAAUUCAUAUAAGCUCUCACAAACAUUACAUUAUCUCAGGUAUUGCAGAGAAAAAUCUCCCAUUCAGUGACUCCUGUAUGUACAUAUCAGACUGGCCAGAGUCUGUGGAGGAGAGGAGGGCAUUGGGGGCAGUCCUGCAAUCAUACUCAAAGAACUGUGAAUGCAGGGUAGAUGCUAUUUUAGUUUAAUCAAAUGAUACAAUAAAUCUCUUUGUUUUUGUUUACUGACAUGUGAAUUUUUAAAAUGGACAUUCUUUGUUAUGAGUAUUUCAAACUCUUAC